AUGGACCGCCUAAAGGGCAAAAGAGCCGCGCGACGAGCACAAGUUACGAAACUGGUGAAUGAGCUGGCGGAACUUCGAGCCCAAGACAACGUCCACAAGACAACGCUAGAGAGCCUACUCGCCCGACUCAUCUCUAACGAUACAGAGUUACGACAGAUUAACAAAGAUGUUGAACCACUACUCAAACCAGAUGAGCUCGAGGAAGAGUACCCAACCAUCAUCGCCUACGAGGACGAAGCUCAUGGUGCUAUAGCGGAACUUCGAACGAGGAUUGCCGAGACGCAGAUCACCGAGCAACCGACAACUCAGAACCCGUCUGUGCCCACAUCAUCAGGAGCGGAAAGACCACGCGCUGGAGCUAAGCUCCCGAAACUACAGCUGCAGUGCUUUGCUGGCGAGUUAACACGCUGGCAAGCAUUUUGGGAGCACUACAAGACGACCAUACACGACAACACCACCCUUGCGAAGGCUGAGAGGUUCCAAUACCUGCGUUCAUUACUCCGAGGAUCGGCUGCUUCAGCCAUCAUGGGACUUCAGGCUACGGAGUCAUGUUAUGAUGACGCCAUAGAGAUCCUGAAGGAGCGAUUCGGAGAUCGGAGCCGCAUCGAGAGGGAACAUUUGUCCAGGCUUCGCAAUCUGCCUGCCGUGAGAUCAACCGGCGACGUACACGGACUGAGAAAGUUGUACGACCACGUCCAGAACCACGUACGCGGACUGCGCGCCCUCGGCGUUUCAAGUGAAAGUUACGCCUCAAUGAUGGUGGACAUUCUGUUUACGUCGCUGCCGCAGGAUAUGGUGGUUGAGUAUCAUCGGUUGGCCAGGUAUACGUCGACUGACGAACAAGAAUCGACCAGCGGAUCGGAGUCCGAAGCAGACGAGGGGUUAACAAAGGUACUGAAUUUCCUUCGCAUUGAAAUUGAGAGUCGGGAACGCUCAGGAGUACGAGACCGGAAUCAAAAUCCAAACAAAGGCAAUGGAUCCGACAAAAAAUCGAGCAGCUUUAUUCCAACGGGUGCAGUGCUGCAGAACGGCGUGCAGUUGCAAAACAAGUGCUUCUUCUGCGACGCUUCCGAUCACGCUGCGCCACAGUGCCAAGGCCGCCUCUCUCCGUCCGAAAAGAAGAACAAGUUAGCAAAAAAUAUGCGCUGCUUUAGAUGCACAAAAAGAGGCCAUCGCUCGAAGGACUGUCGUGCAAGGAUUACUUGCGAUCACUGCGGAAAACGGCAUGCUUCGUCCAUGUGCUCCCCUCCUGAGACAGGCGAGAAAAACGAAAGUCAAGUGGAGAGUACAAAUAUUGUGGCGAUAAAUACUGCCCCAGUAGAGCAGGACUCCAACGUCCUACUGCAAACGUUUCGAGCAUGGUUAACCUCCGGUUCAAAGACCACGUAUCUUCGGGGACUAAUCGACGGAGGUAGCCAGCGUACCUUCGUGCGCGAAGAUGUAGCGAAAAGACUCAAGCUCAAGGUAGUGGGGGAAACGUCACUGCAACUCAACACCUUUGCCAACGAUACCACCACUAGAAGACCAGUGGUAAAGGUGAAGAUUGUGCAGCUAGUGCUCCAUAGCCAAUACAACUCCGAAGCGUACAUCAUCGAGGCCCUGACGAUCCCAUUUAUCUGUAAAGACCUCACUGCCACACCGACGGAUAAUGAAUUCAUACGUUCUGUCCGCCGUCACAAAGGAUUCAUUGCAGACGAGGUGACGUGCCCAAAUAUUCCCGGCGAAUCUGGAAUCAGCGUUUUGAUUGGGUGCGACCACAUGUGGCGGCUGCUGAGCGGUGAAGUAUGCCGAAGCAAGGACAACGACAAGUUGGUGGCAAUCUCGACAGUUUUUGGAUGGACGUUUCAGGGACCAACGACGUUAUCUGCCCACCUCGGCAUCGACAGCACAACUGCUGUGUGCGUGUUGCGUGUGGGUGUAACAGAGAAACCCCCACCGGACUAUCUGAAACGAUUCUGGGAGUUGGAGAGCGUGGGAAUUGUCGACGAUGAAAAGAACAAUACGCUGAUCAAUUCAUCCGUCAUGGAGGAAUUCGAGGAAAAUAUCACGUUCGUCGAUGGUCGAUACCAAGUUGCUCUGCCAUGGAAAGCAGGGAUGGCCACAUUGCCCGAUAACCUGGAGGUGGCGAAAUGCAGGCUACAGAGUCUCGUGCGGCGGCUACAGCGAGAUGGCAGCGUGAGGGAGUACGACGACGCCAUAAGGGCCUACGCCAAAAACGACCACGCAGAAAGGGCAACUGUCGACGCGCGGGAUUCGGACUGCACGUGCUACUACAUGCCACAUAGAGCGGUGAUCCGCGACAGUUCCACUUCCACAAGAUUACGGGUCGUCUUCGACGCCUCGUCUCACGGUCACGCAGCCACGUCCUUGAACGACCAUCUUGAAAAGGGUCCAAAACUGAAUUCCGAUCUGAUACCCAUUUUGCUGCGCUUCCGCAUGUACAAGAUUGCGAUUACGGCAGACAUUCAGAAAGCAUUCCUGCAAAUCAGCAUCAGACCAUCAGACAGAGAUGCAUUGCGUUUUCUCUGGUUCUCCAGCCCGCCUUUUCCUGGUGCCCCAUUGCCAGCACUUGAACAUUGGAGAAUGACCCGCGUGCCUUUCGGGACUUCCGCGAGCCCAUUUCUGCUUGCGGCUACUCUGCAACAUCAUCUGCAAAACACGAAAGGAACCGACGAGGACAUUGCCGUCACUUUGGCCGGCUCCUUUUACGUAGAUGAUCUGCUCAUGGGUGCCGAUACGCUGGACGAAGCAAGGAGAAUCACCGCGGGAGCGCAGGCCAUAAUGCAACGGGCAGGGAUGAGGCUGAGCAAGUUGUCAUCGAGUGCCAUGGAGCUGCAAAGUGUUUUCGAAGAGCUGAACACGGACAACUGCAACGUGAACAAGCGACUGGGAGAUACUGAAGACAGAAAAGUCCUUGGCAUCGUUUGGGACAGAACUGGUGAUAACUUCAGGUUUUCUGCCGAACAUCUACUGGUCACCAUGACCGCCGCAACGCCGACGAAGCGCAGCGUGUUGCAAACAUGUGGCAAGAUCUUUGACCCGCUCGGUUUCCUCGCUCCUUAUACAAUCAGAGCGAAGAUUUUAUUCCAGAGAAUAUGGGAGCGAGGACUGGACUGGGACAACGAGCUCCCAGAUGACUUGUUACAAGAAUGGAAAUCAUGGUGUGAGGAGUUGCCGAAGCUCGGCAUCAUUUCACUGGAACGAUGCCUUACACCUGUGAAUGGGACCGGCUACACGGCGGAGCUACAUAUAUUUACCGACGCCAGCCCUCAAGCCUACGGUGCAUGCGUCUUCGUACGGACGGUAGACGACAUGGGAGCUGUCAAGGUGGGGCUGCUGUUCGCAAAGUCCCGCGUGGCACCCAUCAAGAAGCUCACUCUGCCACGUCUCGAACUGAUGGGUGCGGUGAUCGGGAUUCGAAUUGCCAAGCUCGUGCGUGAUUCGCUACAAAUCCUGUCAGGCGAACCAACCUACUGGACGGAUUCCACUAUUGUCCUCAGCUGGAUCAAGGGUGACUCAAUUAGAUGGAAACCGUUCGUCAAGAACCGUGUGACGGAGAUCCAAAGCAACAGUGACCCAUCACAAUGGCGACACUGCCCUGGGGCUUCAAACCUAGCCGACGCUCUUACUAGGGGACUGAGAGUGGACGUCCUGGCGGAAUACAAACAGUGGUUCAUCGGACCAGAAUGGAUGCGCAUUGCACCCGAACUCUGGCCACCAACGAGUACACAGGAAACAGAGCUCGACAUGGUACAAGAAGAGCAACGAGUACAAGACGUCGCCGUGAAUCACGUGCAGAUAAAAGCCGACUUGCUGUUGAAUCCCAAAGAUUACAGCAACUACCAACGCAUAUUGCGAGUCACGGCAUGGAUUUUUCGGUUUGCGGAAAACUGCCGGCGAAGAAACCGCAAGAACGGUCCACUCACCGCUGAGGAAAUGGACAGAGCCGAAAUAUUCUGCAUCAAACAAGUACAGAGCGAUGCUUACGCAGAUGAGGUGCUAGUCCUUUCCCACGGCUUGGCACUACAGAAGUCGUCAAGGAUAGCGGAGCUACAGCCAUACCUCGACGGGGAUGGACUCCUGCGACUCACUGGAAGGCUGCAGUGCGCUGAAGAAUCCGAAGAAAUUAAACACCCCAUUCUGCUGCCAAAGGAGCAUGAGCUAACUCGACACAUCGUGGAGGCGGCACAUCGUCGCACUUUACACGGAGGACUCCAGGCCACGCUCUCGGAGAUACGUGAAAAGUGGUGGAUCACUCGAGCCAGGCAACUGGUAAAAACAGUCAUAAACCAAUGCAGAGUAUGCGCUCGCUUUCGGGCAUGCCAUGCAACAGCGCCUACGGCGCCUCUACCUGCAGAUCGACUUGAGCGGAGACAUCCCUUUGACACCACUGGAAUCGAUUUUGCCGGUCCACUAUAUGUAAAGGUGAGCGACACACAGGUGAAAUCAUACAUAGCUCUGUUCACCUGUGCCACCUCAAGGGCCGUCCACCUUGAACUGGUGUCCGACCUGACUUCUAAAGCCUUCGUAAUGGCGUUUCGACGUUUCAUUUCACGAAGAGGAGUGCCCUCAACAGUGUACAGCGAUAACGCCCUCACAUUCAAGAGAGCGGAACGUGACAUCCGCAAUUUAUGGAACGUUAUCCGAAACGAAGAGGUACAAAACUUCGCUUCCGAACACCGGAUACACUGGAAAUACAUCGUUGAACGUGCCGCCUGGUGGGGUGGAUUUUGGGAGAGGAUGGUUAGAACUGUAAAGCAGUGCCUCCGACGAGUUCUCGGACGACAAUGCUUGACAUUUGAGGAGAUGACAACUGUCUUGCAUGAAGCGGAGGCAACCGUUAACUCUCGUCCACUAACCUACCUCUUCACCUCACCGACCGAGCCAAGUGCACUGACCCCGGCACACCUUUUGAUCGGGCGUACUUUGACUGCACUACCUUCGCCACCACCCAGCACUAUUAGGCCAUCGACUGCAGCAGAGCUAAGAAAGCGAUGGAGACACCUCCAAACUGUGGCCGACCAAUUUUGGCGACGAUGGAGACGCGAAUAUCUGCUGGAGUUGAAAUCUGCCCACGUUGCCAGAGUGGACAACCCAGUGGGGAUCAAGGAGGGGGACGUAGCUCUCCUACAUGAAGACAAGAUUCCACGUCACUUGUGGAAAUUAGUUCGAAUACUGGAGCUCUACAAGGGAAGGGACGGCCAGGUUCGUUCCUGUGUUGUCAAGUUGCCGUCUGGUCGUAUCACACGAAGACCAGUGCAGUUACUCUUCCCAUUGGAAUGCCUGUAG
Ornithodoros turicata is the source of this 5289-nucleotide messenger RNA. RefSeq lists its product as uncharacterized. NCBI's taxonomy places the organism in Eukaryota, Metazoa, Arthropoda, Arachnida, Ixodida, Argasidae. The transcript has a single exon. The record is from RefSeq and is a predicted model, not a curated record. The coding region runs from base 1 to 5289 and encodes 1762 amino acids. Gene Ontology annotation, biological process: DNA integration. Gene Ontology annotation, molecular function: nucleic acid binding; zinc ion binding.